AUGGCCCAUCACGCUGUACCUUCGAUCGAUCUUGACCCGUCGCAUACCUCGUGCAUCGGUGGUCGAACCGUCUUGACAUGCCGGAGCUGUGCCGGCAACGCCCCAAGAGGUGCCAUUUGUCCCAGCUGCAGCGGCCGAGGCUUCAACAUCUUCACCUGUGCCCACUGCAAUCCAGCGGCCGCGGCAACUGCUGCCAGGAGUGCUGUUGCCUUCCAGUCUUCCACCCCUGACUCGUCGGCCCCCGCCUCGCCGGCAUCCCUAAGCAGAAGCUCAUCCACCUCAGUGUCUUCUCGAAAUGACCCGAGGCAGACUCCCCUCUCGCCGCCGUGGAAGCGGUUCGGGAACAGUGACGGCUCAAGCGGUGGGAGGAUUGGCACGAAUACACCGCGUGGGCUGUGA
Messenger RNA from Aspergillus terreus NIH2624, 399 nucleotides. RefSeq lists its product as uncharacterized. The transcript has 2 exons. The record is from RefSeq and is a predicted model, not a curated record. NCBI's taxonomy places the organism in Eukaryota, Fungi, Ascomycota, Eurotiomycetes, Eurotiales, Aspergillaceae. Bases 1 to 399 code for a protein of 132 amino acids.